Messenger RNA from Medioppia subpectinata, 1161 nucleotides. The record is from the annotation of a GenBank genome assembly. NCBI's taxonomy places the organism in Eukaryota, Metazoa, Arthropoda, Arachnida, Sarcoptiformes, Oppiidae.
AUGACUGGUAGGAACUUUUGUGCCGACACAUGUGAAUCGUGCAAAGCCUUUUUUCGGAGAACAGCCCUCAAAACUACCGUAUUGCACUGCGCCUCCAAUGGGUUGUGUAAAAUCAAUGUUCAAACCCGUAAACUAUGUCAAAAAUGUAGACUUCAAAAAUGUUUGGCAAUCGGAAUGCAAAUUGAACUCAUUAGAAGCGAAACCCAGAAUGAGUACAGAAAACAAAUAUAUAGAGAUAAACAGCAGAAAAAAUUAUUGGAUAAAAAGCUAAAUAAUUGUAACGAUUUGUCGGACACGGACUCAAACCUAUCAAAACCGGAUUCAAUAGGAAUUUAUAGCAAUUACAGCAAUGAAAGCAAAGAAAUUGAUGAAUGGAUUGACAGUAUAGACGAUAAAGAGCUGAGCGAACAGAUCGACGAAAUCAAGCGCUGUUUAACGGAAGAGACGGAAGCGAUGAAACAAAUCCGGCAAAAGUCGGCUGCGAUGGCAAUCGUACCGAUAGUCAAACCAAUUGUCGACUACUGCGGCAUAAAUCAGUUGGAGAGCAGUCGCAUGACUGAGUUGUCCGACGCGUGCCUAAUAUUCAAUUACCAAUUGAGUGACAAUAGGGUGACCACAACAGGUCAUCUAGAGAUGAUGAUUUUGACCAACCGGAUAUUUGAAGUUCAAAUUCAAAACGUGAUCACUUUUACCAAGCAUUUGCCAGGGUUUCAAAAGUUUUGCGCCGACGACCAGUUGGCGCUCGAUGAGAAUAGCACCCUGUCAAUUACUUUAGGUGCCUUUAGUGAUCAACGACCGAAUACACACGAAAUGUUACUGAUAUUACUCAGUAAACUAUUACCCGAAUGGGACCAUGAUCCUAUUUUAAUGGAUCUGUUAACUGCAAUUGUUUUACUUAACCCAAAGCGACCGAAUCUAUCGCAUAAAACCAGUAUUAAACUCGAACAACAACUGUAUAUAUAUUUACUGCAAAGAUAUCUACUAUUAAAGUGCGGAUCGGAAUCGGAGUCCAAACCGAGACUACAGGCGCUCAUGAAUUCAUUAACCGAUCUCUCAAUUACUGCCGAAACCCAUAAACGCUAUGAAUUGGCAGAAGUGGCCGAAAAUCAUACACUCAUUCAAUAUUACGGCCCAUUAUUUAGAGAGAUAUAUGAUAUAUAA